Molecule: messenger RNA, 363 nt
Organism: Wickerhamiella sorbophila
Lineage: Eukaryota; Fungi; Ascomycota; Dipodascomycetes; Dipodascales; Trichomonascaceae
Product: Prefoldin subunit 4
Exons: 1
Coding region: 1-363 (120 amino acids)
Biological process (GO): protein folding
Cellular component (GO): cytoplasm; prefoldin complex
Source: RefSeq, a predicted model, not a curated record
AUGAGUGAGGUAGCUUGGGAAGACCAAAAGAAGAUCAACGAAUUCUCUAAACUGAAUACUCAACUAUCCCAGCAUGAACAGGCCCUGAAAAAUCUUGCCCAGGACAAAGAGCUGAUCGACGACGUCAGUUUGGAGCUUGAACUAGUAGACGAAGAUGAGUUGGUUCCCUACAAGAUUGGCGACGCGCUGGUUUCGCUGCCGCAGAGGGAAGUCAUGGAGAGACUAGAGCGAGAGCACGAGGAGCUUGAUGAGAAAAUUUCAAAACGUCAAGCCGACGCAGACGCCUGUAGCGAGCGCAUGACGGAGCUCAAAAGCCAACUAUACGCCAAGUUUGGCAAGUCAAUCAACCUCGAGAGAGACUGA